Messenger RNA from Dendronephthya gigantea, 985 nucleotides. RefSeq lists its product as uncharacterized. NCBI's taxonomy places the organism in Eukaryota, Metazoa, Cnidaria, Anthozoa, Malacalcyonacea, Nephtheidae. Bases 52 to 939 code for a protein of 295 amino acids. The record is from RefSeq and is a predicted model, not a curated record. The transcript has 6 exons.
GGUUCUGGGUGAGAUCUGUUCUUCCGACAAAACUGUGGACUAAAUGCAUGCAUGGACUACAAAGUGAUCGAAAAUGGCGCUUCUGUGUGGUACAAACUUCUCGGUGGAAAUGAAUUACCAAAGAAGGGACGCUGUGCGAAAGGCAAGGCUCUUUACUACGAAGGAAUGUUGGUUGUUCCGGACAAUGCAACAGCAAAGAAAAUACCAAGUGUCGAAGGAAUGAUAGUGUACAGGAAAGACAACAACAAACUUUACGUUCAAGGCGAUAAUAAAUUAAACGCGUUGGCUGAGGAAAAGAAGAUAAUCAAAAUAUUGGAUAAAGAUAUUGCGAAAUUGGAGAGUAAAUUCGACAGUUUCAAUAAAACCUUGAAUAACAAAAUACACUCACGUUAUAUUUUGGCUUCCACAGUCCUGAAUGGUCAACCUGAAAGUUUUCUUAAGCAGUUAAAAGCAUGGUUUUCGUUUAAUAAUCUAAGAUGCUGUUGGAGAGCUUCACUGGAUGGCUGGGAUUCUCAUGUGUUUCAUUCGCGAUGUGACUAUAGAGGGAAAACAAUCACUUUGGUUAAAGUUGGGAAUUACAUCUUCGGUGGAUACUCACCUUAUUAUUGGGGUGGGUCCAGUGGUAGUUACCGAUCAAGCUCGAGCAGCUACGUUUUCUCCCUGCGCAACAAAUACAACUUGAGUCCAUUCAGAUCAGACGUCUACAGAUACAGCAGCAAUGCAAUUUACACAAACCCGUCAUAUGGACCAACGUUUGGUGGCGGACAUGAUAUAUAUAUCUCAAGCAAUGCUAACAAGAACAGAAAUUCAUAUUCAAAUUUUGGUCACACCUACCGUCCUCCAUCUGGCUACGGUUAUGGCAACAGUAAUACCAAAGCACUAUUGGCUGGUAGUUACUAUUUCACUCCCACUGAAGUUGAAGUUUAUUAUUAUGUGUGACAUUAGUUCAGCUAAUUUUGCGUGUAAUUAGCUUAAGAAAGUAAUU